Messenger RNA from Temnothorax curvispinosus, 976 nucleotides. Its product is annotated as odorant receptor 46a-like. NCBI's taxonomy places the organism in Eukaryota, Metazoa, Arthropoda, Insecta, Hymenoptera, Formicidae. The transcript is spliced from 4 exons. The record is from RefSeq and is a predicted model, not a curated record. Gene Ontology annotation, molecular function: odorant binding; olfactory receptor activity. Gene Ontology annotation, cellular component: plasma membrane. Gene Ontology annotation, biological process: detection of chemical stimulus involved in sensory perception of smell; sensory perception of smell. The coding region runs from base 33 to 959 and encodes 308 amino acids.
CGUUGCUGUUCACCUUUCUGCUGUCUCAACUUAUGGAUAUCAUUGUGAACGUCGACAAUACCGACGACUUUACUGAUACUUUCUACGUCAUGCUUGCCAUGGUCAUGUCUUGUUGUAAAAUGAUUGGUCUUUUGGUAAAUCGCAAAAAUAUAAGAAUAUUAACCAAUAUUCUUACCCAGAAACCAUUCAUCCCAUUGGAGGCUGACGAAAUAGAAAUUCGCCACAAGAUCGACAAAACAAUACAGAACAACACUCUAUGGUACACAAUUUUGUUCGAGUCGACGAUUGCAUGCAUCGUGUUGACAUCAUUAUUCACGAAUUUUCGUAAAGGAAAUUUAACGUACAGAGAAUGGACCCCGCUUAACUACACAUCCGAGGUGUUAUUUUGUGUCAUGUACACUCGACAGUUAAUAAGCUCGACUGUCGGCUCCAUGGUGAACGUAGCAUGCGACAGUUUAAUUUGUGGUUUAUUAUUGCACGUAUGCUGUCAGAUCGAAAUACUGGAGUGCCGGUUGAAAAAAGUCUCCCUCGGCCAAAACAAUCUGCGUGAAUGUGUACGUCAGCACGACUGUAUAUUUAAAUUUGCAUUAAUGGUGAACGAAAAAUUCAAAAUUAUUAUAGCCAUUCAAUUUGUGGUGAGUACGCUGGUGGUGUGCUCCAACUUAUAUCAAUUGGCGAAGAUGACGUUGAGUGCCCAAUGCUUUCCAUUGAUAUUAUACACAUGCUCCAUGCUAACACAGAUUCUUAUCUAUUGCUGGUAUGGAAACGAAGUGAAGCUAAAGAGUGUUCAACUCGCCGCUAAUAUCUUUGGAAUGGGUUGGUUGACAAUGAAGCAAAGCAGAAAACAGAAUUUAUUAAUAAUUAUGAUUCGUUCAUUAACACCGAUUGAAUUUUCUAGCGCGUACAUUCUCACAAUGAAUCUCGAUUCUUUUGUAGGCGUGAGUAUAACAAGUCACUAAAUAAUUAAUAAUUAAUU